Molecule: messenger RNA, 2877 nt
Organism: Cryptococcus wingfieldii CBS 7118
Lineage: Eukaryota; Fungi; Basidiomycota; Tremellomycetes; Tremellales; Cryptococcaceae
Exons: 10
Coding region: 1-2877 (958 amino acids)
Biological process (GO): regulation of transcription by RNA polymerase II
Cellular component (GO): mediator complex
Molecular function (GO): transcription coregulator activity
Source: RefSeq, a predicted model, not a curated record
AUGGCCAACGACCUCCCCCCCACAGCCCAUGCCCUUGUGUCCAGAGCAUUUGCCAUCGCGGCCCCUCCGCUCAAGCUCAGCAAGACGCUCAAGAGCAGUGUCAAACGUGGAGAGCUGACCGAGGACCAGCUUUCUGCCGCUUUGCUUGACUUCCUGAUACCAUCAUCUCCAUCGCUUGUCCUGUCUUACCUGUCGCAACUUCUGUCAUCGUCGACGAUCACCGCAAGGUCGCUUUGCAUCAGCUUGCUAUCUCGAAUAUCCGAAAGAGACCUCCCUCCUAUAUCAUCCCUGAUACCGAUUUCAGACAUUAUAAUAAACAACUUUACGGGUUUUACGGAUCUCUUGCUACCCGCCGUUUUGGGCGGGCCGGCAAGCGACUAUGUCGAGAGCAGCUCUGCCGGGCCCUCGUCCCUUGGCCAGAGUCGGGAAACAAGCAGUCUAUCGGUCAUGCUUCCUCUUCUACGGCUGGCCGCUACACCUUCACCGCCCUCGGCGAUAGUAUCCCUCGUCGCCCGCCUACUAUCCGUGCUUGCGCCGUUUCCUGCCCCUUCCUUGGAUGUGGGGCUGGAAGCAGGUCAGCUUCUUCCUCUGCUACCCGAAGAAAUCAGCAAUCCACUGAGGGUCUCUCUCGGUGGACUCAUGGAGGAUUUGGUACAGGGAAGUGCGUCUGAAACAGCGGCGCAACCCCAAACCGUGCUCAUGGCAGGCCAAGGCACCUCCGCGGCACCUGCUCUCCCCCUCAAAGAAGUAGCAGCGUUGCUUCUAGAGCAGACGCAUAGCUCAUUCCGAUACAGUCGCACCCCUUUACCGUCAGAGAGCCAAGCGACAGUGACACCACCUGCCCCUCACAUUCGUCUUCUUCGACUGGGUCAAAGUGCUUGCCCUGUCGCCGGUGAUUUCCUGUUCGCAUUGGUUGAGAUCUCUAUUGAGAGAGUCCUCAAUGGUCCGAGUGGUGAUAGACCUCAUGCUGUAGGGACCGGGGACAAUGUCAGGGACUUUGGAUGGGCAGUGGAGGGACUACCAAAACUACUUAAAUGGUGGAAGAUGCAGAGCACUGAUGGGGAGUUUGAGAAAUGGAUGUUUCCGUCUGAUGCAAGCUCGCUCUUGGCGUCAGCUAUCGCCCGCUUACUGCCGGCGAUGCAAGCCUUCUCAGAGGCACUCCUGCAGACUUAUUCUUCAAUAGUGUCUGCUGCAGAAGAGGAGGAGGAAUCCAGUGGCUUUACUCCUCCAGACGGGUGGUCCGUGCUGCCUCUGCAGGAUACCCUAAUUGCAAGCUUGGUCCACGAGGAUAUCAUUAACUCAGGCGAGGCUCUGGCUAUUUUGCCUGGGGUGACGAUAGCUUCAUCAAGAAACGGUCCAUCGCUACUGGAGAGAAUGGGAUCCGAGUCAAGACAUCAUAUCAAACCACUUGCAUUUAUCAUCAGCUAUGCCUGUGGUUCUGCAUCACCCGCUAGUCAUGAGUUUAUCCAGACUAUACGCGCAAUACCCCAAACACCCCCAGCUGAGGACAUACUCAUAUACAUGUCCUCACAAUCUUUCUUCUUUUCGUCAUUGAUCUCACAAUCAUCGCCUACAUCGCUCCUUGAUCUUAUGGAGCAGCGGCUGUUGACAGCUUAUGCGGAAUUGGAUGAGUACACACGUUCAGAGGACCCUCAAGGCUGCCUGACUCGAUUUGGAGAAGGCGUGGUGUUGAUCGAGUCUUUCGCUCGUGAAUUCGACUUGGAUCUUCCACCUUUGCUCCAUCGCGCAAGGAGGGCCUUCGGAUACGGAUCAUUGACUCCUACACACCAAGACUGCGUUAAUGGAUGGGUGAAGGCUAUUUUUGGAUCUGAUGGCAUUGAAGAUCAGAUUCUACUUGCAACUCCACCAGAAGAUCUGGCUGUCCUGGUUCCGACUUUGAUUCAGCAGGCCAUCGCUGCUGUCACAUGCGGUCAGAUGGAUUUAGAGACCUUGCAUAGCGGUCUUUCCUAUUUCUCCCAGCCGCUGUUGAGCUGGUGUCUGGGCGGCGUCAUUGCGUGGUUAUGUGACGAAAUAUUCCGAUUAGGACCCUUAUCAGCUUUGCAUCUUGUGGUCCUGCAGUCUCUAGCUCUUGGGCAUGCCUGCCCAGACCAGCUCCUGAGGGUCAAUGACCAAGCACUAUUCGACGUCAUCCGCCCCUCCAAUGAUCUACAAGAUGUCAUCAACUCGUCAGGUUUCAAGGCGGAGGACUUGAGGACAAAAUUGACAAGCCUCGGUGUGACAGCACCUGAUUCUCGCCAAGACCUUUCUUUGGAUGUAGCCUUGGAGACCAUCUCCCACUUUCCGCUUUCCGCUCCUCUCUGGCCUUGCUCAUUCAUCAUCGCCCUUAGAGCCAAACUAUCCACAUACGGAGGUCGCACAGCCGCUAUCAGCUCCAUCUUGUCAAAAACCUUUUCGUCUGCGAACGCCCCGUCUGAAGCGCCCAUUAUCGCCGGACAGUGGUAUUCACCACUCGUGCCGAUCCUUUUAGCGAUUGAUGUAGAUGGCAAGGGACCUCUGGCAGCGGAUUUACCGCACUGGAUACAUUCAUGUAUUGACAGGGCGGACUUGGCGGACUCUGAUCGUCGCAAGCUAGGAGCCUUGGUGAAAGAUUCAAUGAUUCUUGUUUCCAAGACUUGGGGCGAGCAGUUUGGAGACCGGAUCUUGAGACAGAUCAUCAAGGAGCUUGAAUUGAUUCUACUCGCACCUGUCGACACCUCGAGCAGCGAUCAUUCGAGGUCUGUAAAGAGAAGAAAAAAGAGGCAACCGUCCGCGGGGCUGGUAAAGUCUGCUGAGGGCAUUUGCAAGGUCCUUUGGGAGGAUGAAGACUUGAGGGAGAGAUGGGGAAAGGAUUUACAGGCUUUAGAUUACUUGUGUUAG